UAUGGUUUUCGCGUUCAGUUCUCGGAAUAUGAAGAUUUCCAGCACAUUUCGCUGUCAGUCUUGAUACAGAUCAGUUACAUACAAAUAUCUCGCACCAUGGUGGAUCAAACACAGUGUACAGGAGAAAUCUCUGCUGCCUCAGCUGUGAUUCUCGGAAUUUUGAAUGCAGUAUCCGCAUUAGCAGCCAUCAGUGGAAAUCUAAUGGUUCUUGCGAUUCUCUUCAAGAACAGCUCCCUUCGCCAACCGUGUUAUUACCUUAUAACUUCCUUAUCUGCCAUCGAUCUGUUCGUGGGCAUGGCAGUGAAUCCGUUGUACAUCUUGUUAACCAACGUUGUACCUUGGCAGUACAGAGAGAAACAUCUCUUGCAGCUCGAAAGCUUUUUAGCCAUGUCCAGCUCGAUGAUCAUCAUGCACACUUUGUGUAUAAUGAGCGUAGAGCGCUAUAUCGCUGUCAUAUUUCCGUUGCGUUAUAUGAGCAUUGUAACCGUGAAGCGCACUGUAAUCGCUGCUGUGAUGACUUGGGUGUUCGGCUUCAUGCUCAAUGCCUUUUCUUUUGCACUGGAUACUCAAGACCUGCCAAAACUGUGGAUUAUUUGCGGAGUGUUAACAGGACUUGUUCCCAUGGCAAUCAUCCUUUACACCUAUGGAAAGAUUUUAAUCGCUGCGCGCGACCAGUCGAGAAGAAUUGCAUUCGCAGAGAACAGUGUCUCCGUGAUUUCGCGAGACACCGAAGGCGCCGUGGAUGGCGUUGAAAUAACCCGCCCUCGAAUUGAGCUCAAAAAAGCCAAAAAAAACGCCUGGACCGUGGGGAUAGUUGUUCUGGUGGCACUCUCUCUUUCUAUGCCAGUGAGCGUGGUCAGUUUGCUGCAGAUUGCCACCAGCGACGUGUGCCGUCGCAGACAUUACAACCGAGCAUGGAUGUGGGCUGCUACGCUGUCACUUACUAGUUCGGCAAUGGAUCCAUGGAUCUACGCAAUGAGAAUUCGCGAGUUCAAAGCCACCUUCAAACGCACGCUGUGUAUAAAAUGACUUUAAUGAAGAAAAAAGCAAACACAUCUACUACUGAGGAACUAAACUGUUUUGUACAAAUCCUUAUUCAAAUUUGAAAUGUGUCAGAAUCAAGCUGGUUGUGAAGGGACGACCAAUCAAGAAUCCAGAGGUGAUAAAACCAAUAUACUUCUGUCGGGACGUUAGUAAAAUUCGAAGUGCUUUUUUUUGGUUCAAACGAAGAAGUGGUUAGGAUGACUAUCUUUUAUCACCUAAAUUGAAAGUCCCGCUGUCCCAACUGAAAAACGGCUGUACCUUAGAUAUCUGAGUCGGAAACAAAACACGUAUCUGAUGCGGCCAUAAUUUUUACUCAACAGUUUUCUUCCUCACAACGCAUGCUACUAAUUUGUCACUGAUUAUGAUCUAGCUGAUCAAAAAUUUUAAUCUACGAUUUCAA
Stylophora pistillata is the source of this 1444-nucleotide messenger RNA. Its product is annotated as trace amine-associated receptor 6-like. Gene Ontology annotation, biological process: G protein-coupled receptor signaling pathway. The record is from RefSeq and is a predicted model, not a curated record. Gene Ontology annotation, cellular component: plasma membrane. Gene Ontology annotation, molecular function: G protein-coupled receptor activity. NCBI's taxonomy places the organism in Eukaryota, Metazoa, Cnidaria, Anthozoa, Scleractinia, Pocilloporidae.